AUGGUGUUUCCUGAUCCUGAUGACCAAUCUAGAUUUCAAAAGGAGACAUUGUUUGAUGGCGAAGUUGUUAACGAUAUCGAAGAGGAUGGAACGGUGAUAGUUAGAUUGUAUGUUUUCGAUUGUCUUGUAGAUAGGACGAAAAAUUUAAUGACUAGACCACUUCAGAAAAGAUUGGGCGUAAACACACGUUCUCAAACCCCACAUGAACUGGAGGUUGAGGGAAAAUCGCAAAGAUUUGCCGUUCGAGCAUACCAUUUCGACGAAAUAUAUAAAAAUUUGCAAACUCUUAAACAUGGUAGUGACGGAUUGAUCUUCACGGCAUUGUCGGCCCCGUAUACAAUUGGAACCUGCGAAACGAUGUUAAAAUGGAAACCUCCGACGGAAAAUUCCAUUGAUUUUAAACUAAAAUGCAUUUAUCUGAAUGGAAGGCCCGAACAUCCGGAUAAGAGGCCCGAUAGAUUCGAGUUACAUAUGAACGUGGGUAAAAAGGGUUAUCGUUAUUACGACGACUUAUAUGUUGAAGAUGAGUGGGAAGAAUGGCGGGAAAAAGAAGUGAUCAUCGAUGAUCGAACCUCUAAGAGGAGAUUGAAUCUUGACGGCCGUAUAGUCGAAGUGUUCCGUGAUGAAUCAAAAAGAUGGAGGUUUUUAAGGUUUCGGGAUGACAAAUCAGACGGGAAUUAUUCUGCAAUCGUGCAAAAGAUUAUACAAAGCAUCGAGGAUGGUGUAACUAUGGAGGAGGAUUUCGUGAGAUUCCAUUCGAUCAAUCAUUGGAAGAUUUCAUAUCAAUCAUUUUCCAAGAUGUCUUUAGCUCCUGUGCAAAUUUUUCAGGAUGAGGCAACCGAAGAACGCGCUGAAAAUGCGCGACUGUCCUCGUUUAUUGGGGCGAUAGCGGUUGGCGAUUUAGUGAAAAGUACAUUGGGCCCGAAGGGAAUGAUUCUUCAAUCUUCGAGUAACGGGGAUGUGAUGGUUACAAACGAUGGAGCAACGAUCCUCAAGAAUAUAGCCCUUGAUAACGCAGCCGCAAAGGUGCUUGUCAACAUAUCUAAAGUGCAGGAUGACGAAGUUGGAGAUGGGACAACUUCCGUCUGUGUACUUGCAGCCGAAUUAUUACGUGAGGCCGAAAACCUUGUGAAUCAAAAAAUUCAUCCCCAAACUAUUAUUGAAGGUUACCGCAUGGCCAGCGCAGCAGCAUAUAAAGCAUUAGAAGCUUCGGCCAUUGACAACGGAGCUGAUCCCGAAGCUUUUCGAAAGGAUCUUAUAAAUAUUGCUCGAACAACGUUGAGCUCCAAGGUUUUAUCACAGGACAAAGAUUACUUUGCGAAACUUGCUGUCGAUGCAGUAUUGAGACUUAAAGGCAGCACAAAUCUUGAGCACAUCCAAAUUAUCAAGAAGUGCGGCGGAAGGCUUAUGGAUUCUUAUCUUGACGAAGGCUUUAUCUUGGAUAAAAAGAUUGGCGUCAAUCAGCCUAAAAGAAUUGAAAAUGCCAAAAUUUUAAUCGCCAAUACACCUAUGGAUACCGACAAAAUCAAAAUAUUUGGUGCGCGUGUACGAGUUGAUUCUACUGGAAAAUUAGCUGAGCUGGAAAGAGCCGAGCGGGAUAAGAUGAAGGAAAAAGUUGAAAAGAUUAAGGCCCACGGUAUUAAUUGUUUUGUUAAUCGACAGCUGAUCUACAACUGGCCUGAACAGCUUUUUGCGGACGCUGGUAUCAUAUCAAUCGAGCAUGCAGAUUUUGAUGGUGUUGAACGAUUAGCUUUGGUGACUGGCAGUGAAAUUACUUCCACUUUCGAUCAUCCUGAACUUGUAAAGUUGGGACAUUGUGAUCUUAUAGAAGAAGUGAUCAUCGGUGAAGAUAAGCUACUAAAAUUUUCUGGCGUCGCUGCCGGUGAAGCUUGCACAAUUGUGUUGCGCGGUGCUACGAAUCAACUCUUGGAUGAGGCAGAGCGAUCUUUACACGAUGCGCUAAGCGUUUUGACACAAACAGUUAAGGAAACACGUACAGUUUUUGGUGGCGGUUGCGCGGAAAUGUUGAUGUCCAAAGCAGUAGACGAAUUAUCAGCGAAAACAGCGGGAAAGAAAGCAAUUGCCAUGGAGUCCUUUGCCAAAGCAUUAAGACAGAUUCCCACUAUAUUGGCUGACAACGCAGGUUACGAUAGCGCGGAUCUUGUUGCCAGAUUGAGAGCAGCUCAUUACGAGGGAAAAUCAACAUGCGGAUUAAAUAUGUCCGAAAAUUCCAUCGGUGACAUGCGAGAAAUUGGUGUCACAGAAUCGUAUAAGCUUAAACGUCAAGUAUUGCUAAGUGCAUCAGAGGCGGCGGAGAUGAUCUUACGCGUUGAUGAUAUUAUUCGAUGCGCGCCACGGAGACGAGAACAAUAA
Molecule: messenger RNA, 2373 nt
Organism: Acaulospora colombiana
Lineage: Eukaryota; Fungi; Glomeromycota; Glomeromycetes; Diversisporales; Acaulosporaceae
Source: the annotation of a GenBank genome assembly